Messenger RNA from Calidris pugnax (ruff), 771 nucleotides. RefSeq names its product serine/threonine kinase 33 (gene STK33). NCBI's taxonomy places the organism in Eukaryota, Metazoa, Chordata, Aves, Charadriiformes, Scolopacidae. Gene Ontology annotation, biological process: protein phosphorylation. Gene Ontology annotation, molecular function: protein kinase activity; ATP binding. The record is from RefSeq and is a predicted model, not a curated record.
AUGCCCGACCCCAUUGCUGCAAAUCUACAGCACAGGAGCAGUUGCAGUGGCCUGGGCAAUGCAGGCUACCACUGGAAUAAACAAACAAUGGACCUGUACGAGACGGUACAAGCCAGGUCAGCUCAACCCAGACACAAUGAAGGUUGCCAUAUAAGAAAUGUUUUUAACUUCUUAAAUCACAAAAAGAUUGUUGAAACAGUGCCUGGUACUGGUCAGUUGCGUGGAACUGAACUUGAUGAUUCAGUCCCAGGCAUAAGCUCCAAUGAAGGCGGUGGAAGUUCUGCCAUGAAGCUACUUGAACAGGAGGUGAGCAACUUAAAGAAAGUGAACCAUGAUCUUCUAAUACACUUGGAAGAGAUGCUUGAGAUACCAAAGCAGAUAUAUCUUGUAAUGGAGCUGUGUGAGGAUGGAGAACUAAAAAUUCUUUGUAGUAAAGGAUGUUUUACAGAAAAUGAGACAAGGCACAUCAUUCAGAAUCUUGCUUCAGCAAUAGCGUAUCUUCACAGAAAAGAUAUUUUUCACAGAGAUCUAAAACUGGAAAACAUUUUAGUUAAAAGCAGUGACAUCAAUGAAGCAAAUGAAAUGAAAUUAAAUAUAAAGGUCAUCGAUUGUAAUGGUGUCAUACCUAGGCCAGACACCUACAAAACAUCCUUUGAUGCAGCCUUCCACUUUGACAACGAACAAGUUACAACCCCUGAAGUUUUCAGUGCCUAUGACUACAGCCAACAGUGUGACAUUUGGAGCAUAGGUGUCAUUAUGUACAUGCUGUAA